Messenger RNA from Pteropus alecto (black flying fox), 3941 nucleotides. It is a transcript of the gene RNF224, whose product is annotated as ring finger protein 224. The transcript is spliced from 2 exons. The coding region runs from base 1685 to 2131 and encodes 148 amino acids. NCBI's taxonomy places the organism in Eukaryota, Metazoa, Chordata, Mammalia, Chiroptera, Pteropodidae. The record is from RefSeq and is a predicted model, not a curated record.
CUCUGGCCAGGCCUGGGUUCAAGCUGGGAGAUGGUCAGGCCUUGGGUCAGACAGCGGGAGGUCAAGCAUGGAGCCAGGGGUGGGGGCGGUGGAGCCCCAAGAAAGGCUUUCAGGAGGAGGACCAGGCUGACGAGAUGGUAGCGGGUGGCAUUGGUGCCAGCAGGUUUCUGGGAGGGGAGCCCAGGUGGCCAGGACCAAGAUCUACUCACCAACAUGAGUCACCCCCGGCCUCAGCGGGGCAUUUUUCUGGCUUCCCGUGAAACAUCCCAUUCCUGAACAUCUGCUGUGAGGUGCCAGGCCGUGCUGCUCGCCCUUGUCCUGCCUCCAGGGCCUGGGCUUCCUGGAGGAGGUGGGCAGGAAGGGCCCUGGGCUGAGCAGGCCCUUCGGAGGACAUUUCCUGCCCGUGGAGCACGUGGAAUACCCUCUGGGUGGGACGUGUGGGAAGCCAAGUGGCUACGCAUGGCAUUGCCUCAGCACUCGGGUGAGGCUGGGAUGCCGGGGCGAGGAGUCAGCGGCAAGGCCAGCGCUGGGCACCGGGAUGUUUCCGGGGCUGGGCAGAGACGGUGGGAGGAGGAAGCCAAGCUGGACUCGCAGGACGGACAGGUCCCGGUGCCGGUCCUCCCCUGACUGGCCACUGGGCAGGCCGGGCUCCCGUGUGGGCAGACAUGCCGGUAGCCUGACUGUGUGGUGACUCAGGUGUACCAGGCUCCUGCCCCCUGCCCCGUGGCCAGCCCCCGUCAGAGGAAGACCCCACCCAGGCCAGCCACAGAAACCUGUCGGACCAGCCCAAGAGGCUUCAGCCUGCCAGGGCGGUGGGAAUAAGGAGAAGCCUCUCUGGCCUUUGGCUUCUGCCCAGCCAGGUGGUGAGGACCCUGGGGGUCCAGCCCGGCCUCAGCCCUUCUCGACACACCGCGUUCUGCUGUGUCCAAUUCAGUGAGCUGGCCCUGGCACUGCCGCCAGGCGGAUGCCAGGAGGAGGUGGCUCUGAUGACAGUGUCCAGUGCUGCUCAUGGUGCCCCUCAGAGAACCUCCGGGUGCCCCCUGUGUAUGAGUGGGGCUCUCCACAGCUAUGCUCGAGGCCUCCUUGGGGUCUCGUGGGGCCGGCCACUGCUCCAUGAUGGGAACACGAGAGACCCAGCCCAGGCAGGGAGGAAGGUGCUGGAGCGAAGCCACGUGGAUCCUUGCGCGGUGACUGACGAGCAGGACCCCUCCCUCAGGGCCCCGGGCCGGUGGGGGUCCUGGCGGACUUCCUGGAGGAGGUGGUGCUUGAACUGAGCGAUUGCCCAGGUGAAGAUCCGGAGCUUUUCCAGCGUGAGGUGUGGGGGUACGAGUGAGGGUGGAGUGAGGAAGAGUCGGGGCGGAUGAGGCUGGAGGACAGGCCGUGAGGAGUGGUGAAGCCAGGCCUGGUGGGGGGUGUGGAGCCGGGUCUCAGCAUGAAGAAGCGGGGGCAGGGCGCAGUGUGGGGGCGCCUUAUCUCCUGCCAUGUUGGUAGUGUAGCGGAUCCAGUUGCAAGUGCUUUGUGGCUGAAAGGGGAACCUGCCCGCCUGGAGCCACCACCUGCCUCCCUGCUGACUCGGGCUCGGCCAGUAACGCGAGCCCCAGGGAAGGAGCUGUAGGGCGCCCAGGGCCCCCCCACCGACUCUGGUCACCCUCUGGCUGGGCAUAGCCAGCCAGCGGAGGAGCGGAUGCAGGAUGCUGCAGUCCAAGGGCAUGAGGAGGCGCCGGCCGCUGGGGUCAGGCGGGGAGACUGCAUCGUCUGCUAUUCGGCCUACGACCUCACCCAGCACCUGCCCCGCCACCUCUACUGUGGCCACACCUUCUGCCAGGCGUGCGUGAGGCGGCUGGACACGCCCGCCCACGGGCAGCGCCGGAUUCCCUGCCCUCAGUGUCGCCAGAGCACACCCACGCCGCGCGGAGGGCCGGCCAUGCUGGACCUCGACCUGGCCGCCUUCCUGGCCAUCGAGGCAGAGCGGGAGCCAUCUCGAGUGGACCCGCAGCCCCACGCCAUCACUCGGCAGCCGGCGGGGCUCCGCCUCCCCUUGAGCCCCCAGCCCCGCUGGCCCCGGACCAGUCGUUGCUGCUGGGCCUGCAGCAGCUCCUGCUGGGCGCCCCCCCGCAGCCCGGAGUUCUAAGCUGGGGCUGCUGCGGCUCUUUGGGUGGGGGUACCCUGCAUGCCUGUCCUGGAGGCGCCACCACUCACAGCGUCCUGGGCGCUGCCGCACACGGUUGCCCUGGGCCACAGCCAAAGGUCAGCACUGCGAAACUCCGCUGGGGGCCGAUGACCGCCCGCCAGAUCCGGCCAGGGCUGGGGGCACUGUCGUCAGAGUCGCCUGUCAGCCCAGCCCAGGCUCGGACUCGGCUCAGAAGAUGGCUCCCCAAAGGGUCUGAUGGCCAGUCGCCGGGGCCCGGGCUGCAUGCCAGAGGGCAGGGCCAGGCCAAGGCUGUUCCUGGUCGGCUGGAGCAGGUCCCCCUGCCCUGUGAACUGUCCCCGGAGGCAGCCCCGUGGAGCUCCUUCACUCAGCUCAGUGAGGCCCCUGUGGGUCGGGUGCUGUUCCCGGAGGGUUCCCUGCAGGCACUACUGUGACAAGAGUCCAAGAAUAGGGCCCUUGGCAGGGUCGGCCCCAGGCCCAGAGAAGGCGGGGGCCUGCCUGAGGUGGCACCGCACAGCAGGGCCAGUCCCACCCAGGCCCAUUCCCGCGGCUCAGCUUCCUUCUGCUUCCCAGGGGACAUCACUCAGGCCCUUCUGAGGGGCGCAUCCAGUGUUGGAGGCUACAGGCGCAGACACUCCCAAAUCAGGCUGUGAUAGUCCUGUCCCCUUCCCCAGAAGGAGCUGUCACUCAGGAGCCCCUGGGAGGGACGGCUGGGCCCCACCCUGGGCAAGAGGGGGAGGGACGAGAGAAUUCUCUGAAAAGACACUCAGGAGCCUCCUUCCCGGGGCAAAGUCCCCCAGGCGUGGAGCGAUUGGUGGGCAGCAGGCAGGGCGCUAGAGCCGGCAGGCGGUGUCGGGAGGCGCCCCAGCCCUUCCUCCCGGCAUCCCAGGAGCAGGAGGGGCACUGGCCUAAAGAAGUGCACCCGUGAGCCAUGGGCCCAUCAGGGCCCGGCUGUGAAGAGAACGGGCUGGGUCCCACCUCCUGGCCCCGGCGAGGCCAGCAGAGGGCCAGGCAGCAGUGUGCCGUGGGGGUGGGGCCGCUGUCUCCCCGCUGGCAGAUGGAGGCAUAACACCCUGGCUGGUGCUGGCCGCCACUGGGGCUGAACCUGCUGGGAGCUCUGCAGGGCCCAGCCCUGCCUCGCACCCGGAUCUAACCUAGGCGACCUCAGGAGCUGGUGCUCUCCCCACCCAAGUAGUACAAAGGGCUGGCUUCCCGCUAUCUGACGGGGCGGGGACGAUAAGGCCUGCGGAGCUCCAGACAGACUUCCGGAAGGCCCCAGGCUGACCGGCUGAGCACCGGCCUGCUGCCCUGCCCUCGGCAGGCCGCAUGCAGUGUCCACUAGUGUCACGCAGGCACCUGCUUGUGGAAGUCCAGCACUAAGGGCCGGUGCCCAGCCCUGCAAUGCCCUUGGCCUGGCUGGGGGCCUGGGGCGCCUGCCCUCGGUGACAGAGGGGCCUGGAUGAGGCAGGUGCCUGGGGCUAUGAUGGGUACCCCUGGGGGCCUCAGCUCCUGGGUAAACAUUAAUGGGGCUCAGUGCACAGCAGGUCAUGUGUGUUCCUAGUGGAUCUUUGACCCGCGGCUGCUCUCGCCCCGAGCCUCCUCCCCGCAGGUACCCCUUCACUGCCCACACAGGUAGGAGCAUGUAGAACCAGGAGGGGCCCAGGGACACUGGGGCCAAGGCUGGGUGACCUUCAGGCCCAGGGCUUACCACCCGCCCAGAGCGAGAAACCAGCCCGUGGGGCAAGCAGGGAGAGGGCGACAGAGAGUCCCCAAGGUCCGGGCGCUGGGGGCU